AUGCUGGCCUUCAUGUACCGAGGUCAGUGCGUCGUGUCCAAAGACCAGCUACCGAAUUUACUAUCUAUAGCUAAACUGCUCAAAAUCCAAGGACUUUGUGAUAUGAAAGUGCCUGAAAAAGAUGCCUCCUCACCUAUAACUGAAACCAUUCCAUUAUUGCCACCAUCACCAGAUAAUUAUUGUGAUAAAAUUGUAGAAGAGAAAACAAAGCAUGAAAGUUCUAAUAAUAAUAGAAGUAGUAUAGUGUUUAGGAGGCAUAGCAGUGGAAGUAGUACAGCUAUUAAUUUAUCUAUAGAUAAAACGCCAGAAAUUCCAAGUCCACGUUCAAUAGAGGAUCAACCAUUGGCAUCCACAAAAAAACAAGACUCUUCUGAAACUUGCAAGUGCUUUUUGUGCGGCAAAUAUUUGAGCAAUCAGUACAAUUUAAGAGUCCACAUGGAAACGCACGAAGAAGCUUUUCACGCUUGCCAAUGUUGUCCUCAUGUGUCUCGAAGUCGAGACGCAUUAAGGAAACACGUGUCCUAUCGACAUCCCGAAGAAUAUCUAACGAGAAAACGAAAAAAGAUGGAUUAA
Molecule: messenger RNA, 573 nt
Organism: Ceutorhynchus assimilis (cabbage seed weevil)
Lineage: Eukaryota; Metazoa; Arthropoda; Insecta; Coleoptera; Curculionidae
Source: the annotation of a GenBank genome assembly